CUUAUGCUGGCGCCCUUGACGUUACCGCACCGUUCGUAGACAAAAUGGCAGCCUCCAGUGGGAAAAAGAAGGUAGAUCUUCGGGAGUUAAUGAGACAGCAAAAGGCUGCAAAGCAAAGCAGUGUCAAGAGAAUUGAAUCACCAUUAGCAAAGUAUAACAACCUUGGUCAGUUAAUCUGUGUAGUUUGUAAUCAGCAGGUGAAGAAUGAAAUACUGUGGACAGCUCAUAUUCAAGGAAAGAAACAUAAAGAUAAUGUAUUAUUGCUGAAGACUGGAAAGCAAGUUGGUAGUAAAGUAGUUAGUACACACCCUGUGAGAAGUAAUGCACAACCAGUGCCACAGCCUUCAACAACUACUAUCAAACGAAAGGCAGAACCGGAUACUACUGCACAACCAGUCAAAGGCAUACUAAAGAAACCAAGAAUUGGUCUGCCAUAUGAUGACUCUUCAUCUGAGGAAUCAGACAAUGAAGAAACACCACAAGACAAACUUCCAGCAGACUUCUUUGACAAUCCUAAAAGAACAUCAUCAUCCACAUCAAAGACGGUUACAUCAAGUACAUCUUCAUCACAGGUCAAGAGGUCAAAUGAUGUCAUACCAUCGGGACUUCCAGCAGACUUUUUUGACAGCAGUGCUUCCUCAAAUAAUGCAUCAGAAGAGCCUUCAGGAAAAGAGGAACAGGACCUGACCAAUAAGCCAAUGUCAGAGGUUCUUCCAGAAGGUUUCUUUGAUGAUCCUGUGCAGGAUGCAAAGGUACGGAAAGUAGAAGUGAGGAACACAAUGGAAGAGGAAUGGGAGAAAUUUCAGAAAGAGAUGGAAACACAGCAACAGGUGUCAGAAACUCUGGCAGAGGAAGAUGAUGAGGCAGCACAGACAGAACGAAAUAUUGAUGAAAUAGAUGAACAAAUUCAAUGUUUUGCCAAAGUGGAGACACUAUGGGACAAGAAAGAUGAACUGAAAUCAAAGGCUGAAGACAGAAUGAAAGAUGGAGAGAGGAAACAAGGUGGAAAUGAACUUGAUGAGAGUGGAGAUGAGGCAGAGUUUGAAGAAUUCUUGAACUGGAGAUCAAAAGGUGCUUGGAAAUGACUUUGUGUCUGUCAAAUAUGACCAAUUUAUGGUACAAUGUUUUGGGCAUUGAUGGGUCUUACUUGCACCAUUACUGAUGAAUGAAACUCACUACUCUUCUUUCAUGAACACUGUAUGGAUGGUCAAGCAUACAAGGACAACUAGUUUCUUCUGUGAGAGCUCGGGACCAAGGAAACACUGAUUUUGUACGAGUUCAUGUCGGUUUUGACACAAUCUGAUUUCUGAUUGAAGACAUUUCUUUAUAAAGCGAGACAGGCAUUCUUAACACCAUGGCUCAAAAAAAUAAACAUGAGCUAAACAAAUUUCAUUUCCAUACAAUGGUGGCAGUCAUUCUGAAAAAUCUGCUGACAAUUUUAUUGACUGAUUGUUUUCUACAAUUAAUAUUAAAUAGAAAUAUAAUGAAAAUGCCUUGCGCAAGAUAAUAGAAAACAUGAUAAAGAAUAUGAAAGGUGGGUAAAAUGACUAGUAUAUAAAUAUGAUUCAUUAAUGCAUAAUUUCAUUUUGGCAAGCUUAAUGUCAAGUUUAAUUCACAUUUAUCCAUUUGGCUUAUGUACGACGUCAAUGCUAUUUCUGCAGUAAAAUAAAGUUUGUUUAUCCCAACACCAAUUAUUACUGAGCUAAUCAGUCAUUCACAGUUGUCAAAUGAAUAAGACAAAGACAACUAUAUUAUCAAUUACUUGAAAAACAAGCAUUAUUCUAACAUGCUGGAAAUUGUGUUCAUUCAAAUUUAUUAUAAGCCACAGAAUUUACCAUUGUCAUGAGUGAGAGAUCUGUGAAAAUAUCCCUUGUAAAGUCACAAUUUAUAAAAUAUUUUUAUAAAAUUAAAUAUGUGUACUGUCUGAUAAUGUACAAAUGGAAUAAAGCAGUAUAUAAUGUUAAUACACCACAUUUCUAACACUUUUUAAAAUAAAUAUAUUUCAUUCCUGUACAACAAUGACUAUAUAUCUAGCAACAUGGCAUAUCAAUAGAUAUGAUAUUAAUGAUGAAUCUCAAAAUAUAAAAUUAUGACAUAAGUACUGACUUUAUUGCACCCCAAUAUAAAGUUGUUUUGCAUCACUCAUUAAAUGGAUAUUAAAAAAGGAACAGUACAAGACAGGUACAUUUCAUACAUUGGGUAAGAAGUAGUAAACAAUAGACCAGGGGGGCAUUUCAUGGAAGGACUUGUCAGACAUUACAGUUACCAUAGGAACAAUGCCUCUCAGCCAAUCAAAAUCAGGGAAAGAUGUCAGAUGACAACUUGUCGGGUGAAAAUGUUGAUGAAACGCUCCCCAGGGCCCCGACUUACAAUGAGUUACGAUUGAUCCGAUUAACUACAAUGAUGGAAAGCCAGCAAUGUCAACAUCUAAAAUACAUGUUUGUUCAAAAAGAAUUCUAGACAUGAUGUAUAUUCAUAGUUUUCUUCAAAAUUUGUUGUGCUUCUCUUUGUUUACAAAUUAGGACAUUGUGCAAAUUUCCUGUAGAAAAAUUAUGAUGUCAAUGGAUUUCCAUAUACUUGAGGUUGAUUGGAUCAAAUACUCUUUGUAAGACAGCCCAAAAAAUUGCCAUACUACUGGCUCAAGCAGGGCAGGGUAGGUGAACAUAAAAUAUUAAACAGUGACAUAAAGAACCAAAAGAUUUACCAAGAUGAAAAUAUAUUCAUAAGCAACUAAAGUAACAUAUGGAAAUGUUGGUUAAACAUAUCAAAAUGCAAAUUAUUGUGUUGAUUUGGAAGUUAGCAUAUACAGUUGGGCCAGUUUACAUACACCCAGGAAAUUCAAAGAAAAGUUUACACCAAACAU
Messenger RNA from Lytechinus pictus (painted urchin), 2863 nucleotides. RefSeq names its product zinc finger protein 830-like. The record is from RefSeq and is a predicted model, not a curated record. NCBI's taxonomy places the organism in Eukaryota, Metazoa, Echinodermata, Echinoidea, Temnopleuroida, Toxopneustidae. The coding region runs from base 45 to 1085 and encodes 346 amino acids. Gene Ontology annotation, biological process: mitotic DNA replication checkpoint signaling; mitotic DNA damage checkpoint signaling; nuclear DNA replication. Gene Ontology annotation, molecular function: nucleic acid binding; zinc ion binding. Gene Ontology annotation, cellular component: spliceosomal complex; nucleus. The transcript is spliced from 10 exons.